Carcharodon carcharias (great white shark) is the source of this 1641-nucleotide messenger RNA. Its product is annotated as zinc finger protein 239-like. The record is from RefSeq and is a predicted model, not a curated record. The transcript is spliced from 2 exons. Lineage: Eukaryota; Metazoa; Chordata; Chondrichthyes; Lamniformes; Lamnidae. The coding region runs from base 474 to 1511 and encodes 345 amino acids.
GGGAGCGAUGGAGCCGGCGGGUCAACGGGGAGGUUUUCUAAACACCGGGUGAAGAACUCAAGCCGCGAAUACGAACCUGCAGCUCCCGCGUUUGCAGCUUCGCGUAGGAAACCAAGAAACAGGCCCAAGUGAACGGCCGCCAUCUUGGCUCAGCAGGGCGCAGAGCGCAUGCGCUGGCGGUUCGGUGAUGUAACUGAGUAGGCGGACCUUUAGGGUCUUUGUUCCCAACCGAGUUCUCGGGUCCGGUCGAUGCAUCUGAACCCUGGUGAUGUUUGCAGCCCAGAGGAAUCCAUGGGCAUAUGAGAGGUUGCAACCCCUGUAUAGGCUUGGUUAUAAUCUUUGCUUGCCCAAUGUGGAGGGACUAGGGUGUCAGAAGGAGAAGAUUUGCAUGAUGGAAACUGAGACCAAACAUCUCAUCAGGAUCUGACGGAGUCGCCCAGUUUAUCGUAACUUGAAUACAUUGGAUUUUGAACAUGGAAGGAAAAAGCACCAAUCACAGUGGGGAGAAACUUUACAUGUGUUCUGUGUGUGGACGAGGCUUCAGCCAAUCAUCUGGUUUGUCAAGACACAAGCGCAUUCACACAGGGGAGAAACCAUGGAAAUGUGGGGACUGUGAGGAGGCAUUUGGUUACCCGUCUGAACUGGAAACUCAUCGACGCACUCACACUGGAGAGAGACCAUUCAUCUGCUCCAUAUGUGGGAAAGGAUUUACUCGAUCAUCGAACUUGCUGACACACCAACGAGUUCAUACUGGAGAGAGGCUGUUCACCUGCUCUGCAUGUGGGAAAGGGUUCACUGAUUCCUCCAACCUGCUGAAACAUCAGCGAGUUCACACUGGGGAGAGACCAUUCUCCUGCUCAGAGUGUGGGAGGGGAUUCACCCAUUUAUCCACCCUGUUGAGACACCAGCGAGUUCACACUGACGAGAGACCUUUUAAAUGUCUGGACUGCGGGAAGUGCUUUAAAAGUUCUGGGGAACUGAUGUCCCAUCAACGUGUUCACACUGAUGAGAGACCUUUUAAAUGCCCACAAUGUGGGAAGUCCUAUAAAAGUUCCUGGGAACUACUGUCCCAUCAACGCGUUCACACUGACGAGAGACCGUUCAGGUGCUCUCACUGCAGGACUGGGUUCAAGCGAUCAUCUCAACUCAUUGUACACCAGCGACUUCACACUGGGGAGAGGCCAUUCACCUGCUCUAAAUGUGGGAAGGGAUUCACUCAAUCAUCCACCCUGCUGAAACACCAGCGAGUUCACACUGACGAGAGACCUUUUAAAUGCCCACACUGCGGGAAGUGCUAUAAAACUUCCUGGGAAUUGAUGUCGCAUCAACAUGUUCACACUGACGAGAGACCAUUCCGGUGCUCUCACUGUGGGGCUAGGUUCAGGAAAUCAUCUCAACUCACUGUACACCAGCGAAUUCACACCGGGGAGAGGCCGUUCACCUGCUCCGAGUGUGGGAAGGGAUUCACUCAGACAUCCCACCUACUGAAGCAUCAGCGAGUUCACAAGUAACUACAAUGAUUAGAUUUUGCUGUUAAUCACAUCCAGCACUGAACCAUGUUCAGUGGUGUCUGUUCCUAUGCAUGUUAAUAAACCCCAGACCAGUUAUAGGGGAAAAUAUUGUUAACAAGAGAAAAAUAAA